This is a messenger RNA of Coccidioides immitis RS, 753 nucleotides long. RefSeq lists its product as uncharacterized. Lineage: Eukaryota; Fungi; Ascomycota; Eurotiomycetes; Onygenales; Onygenaceae. Gene Ontology annotation, molecular function: protein heterodimerization activity. The record is from RefSeq and is a predicted model, not a curated record. Bases 1 to 753 code for a protein of 250 amino acids. The transcript is spliced from 5 exons.
AUGGGUUGUGUUAAGAGUUUUCCCUGUGCACAUCCAUUUCAUACAGCUGGAGAGGAGCAGCACAAGGCUGCAUUGAAAGAAUGGGCCCUGAAGAAGAGCAAUUGGCAUAAAGCCAAUAAAGAUGUUGAUCUGACCAACUUUAAUCAGGAGAAUCUCCACCCCUGCCCCCCUGUUCAAAAUUGGAAGGCCAGCACUCAUAUGUGCCAUCAAGAAAAUCCACCACUUCCAGAGCUCUACCAAGCUAAUCUUGCUGGUGGCCCUGUUCCAGUGAUUGGACAUGAAUAUCACUGGCAACAUACUGCCAUUGAGUCACUUCAGAAGACAGCUGAAGCAAUCUUGUAUGCUCUGUUUGAGUACUCUGUUAUGGCAAUGGCACACUAUAAGCACAUUACAGUCAACACCAACAAUAUGAAGCUUGUUCUUGGCAUUGGUGCCAAAAUUAGGUCAAACUAUUUCAGCCUGAUUGAUGCACCUGAUCACUCUGCCUCUGCUGCCACCACCCACUGCCUGCAUGCUGCCCCCACCCUGCCAACUACUGCUGCCACCACUCCACCACCACUGCCACCACCCACCACUGCCUCCCUGCCUCCCCCCAGCACCAUCAGGGUCUCCACCUGUCAAAUGGCAGGUAUUAGAGCCCCUGUCUGGUUCACAAAGCCAGUUCUGGAGGAGCAGGAGGAGGAGAAGAAGGAGGAGGAGGAGGGGGAGAAGAAGAAUGAUAAUGAUGAUGAAGAUGAUGAUAAUGAUGAUUAA